Olea europaea var. sylvestris is the source of this 810-nucleotide messenger RNA. RefSeq lists its product as uncharacterized. The coding region runs from base 1 to 528 and encodes 175 amino acids. NCBI's taxonomy places the organism in Eukaryota, Viridiplantae, Streptophyta, Magnoliopsida, Lamiales, Oleaceae. The transcript has 2 exons. The record is from RefSeq and is a predicted model, not a curated record.
AUGAAGCCUUCCACUUCCUCCUUGCCUCCAAAAAUUUUCCCCACAAUUAUUCAUUCCUUCUUUGCCAUCUUUCACUCUUCCUCUUCGCCUCUAAAAUUUUUCCCCAAAAUUAUUCAUUUCCUCUCUUUGCCGCUUCAGCUUAAUCGGCCCAAGCCUAAUUCAAAUUCUUCAAUUGAUGCAGUAUCUUGUCAACAAAUUACGACUCAAUCUACAGAUUUCUAUGUUAUUCUUCAAGCAAUCUUUCGGGAUGAAAUAUUUAUCAAAGAGUAUGAAUAUCUUGUAGAGAGGGCAAAGAGGCAGCAACUUCUCGAAGAUCUCUCUUGGGAAAAGAUACCUGUAGAUGAUCGUGAGGCCGUGAUUAAUAUCAUGAUGUACAUUCUAAGUACAAAGCUUGGACGUCAAAUUCUUGGCUUGGGAGAUGGUUACCUUCGAGACAUUCACUCAUCUUCUUCCAAUGUACACAGUUUGGAAAAUGAGUUAGAAACAAAAUGUGCUACUACAAAGGUAGCCGAUGCAGCUCGAGUGUAGGUGAAGCAAAGGAUGCAAUAUAAGAUGAAGGUUGUUCAGCAACAAUUCAAUUCUACAUUGCAGUCUUGGCAUCAUUCUAUGCACGAGCUAUGUGGUAAAAUUCUUGACUUCGUUGUACCUCCAUUUACACCAUUGUCAAUAGAGAAUAAUGCUAAUGAGGACGAUGGUUAUAUUGAGGACAAAGAGAAUAGUUUGUUGAUGAUCAGCCUCAUAUAUAAUUCACGAGGAUGAAGAGUUAUUUUUUUAAGUGCAUAAUAAUAAAUAUAAAGCAUGUUUGCUAUA